AAUGACCAGGAUUAGGAUGGCUAAGCCUGUACCUCAGCUCUGGAAACCAGUGGGAGUGGGAUCUGCACCUCCUCCUAGGCCACAGCUGCAGCUGUCCCCACCUUGUGCAGUGGGAGGGUCAGGCCACAUCAUGGGCCCCCUCCUCUCUACUCCAUCUCAUCCCUGCAGGGUUCUAGCAUCUUGUCCUGUUCUUACUUAGUUGACUGUGCAGUCACUCAGGGGCAGAGCUUGGACCUUGACCCAGGGUGGGCAGGAGCUUGGGGACCAACAUUAACGUACUUUUUGUGAGCCUGGGGUGAGCCUCUUCCCCUCUCUGGGCCUCAGUUUCCUCAUCUGCAAAUGAAGGGGUUCUCUUAUAAUAAGAAAGACCUUUCCGAUGUCCUGGGAUAGGUCUGCCUCCAGAUCACAGGCCUCUGAUUCUUUUUCUUUGGAGGGAGACUGGAGUCUGGUAUCCUCAUCCAGGCCUCAAAUUUUGAGACAGGGAGGGGGAAUCUCAGCCUGAGCCCUCCCUUCACCCUGCCCCUCCCCCCAGCAAUGGCCUGAGCCCCCAUGGCUGCCCCUCAGGACCUGGACAUCGCUGUGUGGCUGGCCACGGUGCACCUGGAGCAGUAUGCAGACACGUUCCGGAAGCAUGGCCUGGCUACAGCGGGUGCAGCCCAGGGCCUGGGCCACGAGGAGCUGAAGCAGCUGGGCAUCAGCGCCACAGGGCACCGGAAACGCAUCUUGCGCCUGCUGCAGACGGGCACUGCAGAGGGCUCCCUGGAUCCCCAAUUGGAUAGUGCCAUGGAGCCAUUACCCAGCCCAGCCCCCCAAGCCCAGCCCCCCAAGCCUGUGCCUAAGCCCAGGACAGUAUUUGGUGGGCUCAGUGGCUCCACUAUCACCCAGAGGCCUGGGAUGAGCCCAGCCCUCUUGAGACCAGAAGUGCCCAGGAGCCCAGAGUCCAGCCCAAGGUCCCUUCCUCUCCCCACCUCAUUCUCUGAGCAGCCUUCAGCCUUGAAUGCCGUGGAGAUGAUGCCCAAUGCCAUCUACUUUGGCCUGGAUUUAAGAGGCAGGGCACAGAUAGCUCCUGACAGGGCUGCAGACAGCUCCCAGACAGCUGCCCCAACUCCUGCCCUCAGGCCCACCACAGGCACAGUGCACAUCAUGGACCCUGGUUGCCUGUACUAUGGUGUCCAGCCUGUGGGGGUCUCAGGGGCGCCCAACAGAAGAGAAGGCAGAGCUGAGCACAGGCUCAGCAGGCAGGAUCUGGAGACACGGGAGGACGCUGGCUAUGCCAGCCUUGAGUUGCCUGGGGAUCCCACCUUCUCACUGCCCACCAUGGACACAGAGACCAGUGAUGACCUCAUUUCGCCCUAUGCCAGCUUCUCCUCCAUCGCAGACCGCCCAACGCCCCUGCUCAGUGGCUGGCUAGACAAGCUCUCCCCUCAGGGAAACUACGUCUUUCAGAGGCGCUUUGUGCAGUUCAAUGGGAGGAGUCUGAUGUACUUUGGCAAUGACAAGGACCCCUUCCCCAAGGGUGUGAUCCCUCUGUCCGCCAUUGAGAUGACCCGCAGCAGCAAGGACAACAAGUUCCAGGUCAUCACCAGCCAGAGGGUGUUUGUGUUCCGCACGGAGAGCGAGACUCAGCGGGACACUUGGUGCUCCACAUUGCAAUCCUGCCUGAAGGAGCAGCGUCUCCUGGGCCACCUGAGGAGCCCCCAGCAGCCCCGACCUCUCCGCACAGGCAUGCUGGAGCUGCGUGGACACAAGGCCAAAGUGUUUGCAGCCUUGAGCCCUGGAGAGUUGGCGCUGUACAAGAGUGAGCAGGCCUUCUCCCUGGGCAUCGGGAUCUGCUUCAUUGAACUGCAAGGGUGCAGUGUCCGGGAGACCAAGAGUCGCAGCUUCGACCUGCUCACACCCCAUCGCUGCUUCAGCUUCACAGCCGAGUCUGGGGGUGCUCGGCAGAGCUGGGCGGCCGCUCUACAGGAAGCAGUAAGCGAGACCCUGUCUGACUACGAGGUGGCUGAGAAGAUCUGGUCUAAUCGGGCAAACCUGCACUGUGCGGACUGUGGGGCCUCCCGCCCAGACUGGGCUGCUGUCAACCUGGGAGUGGUCAUCUGCAAGCAGUGUGCCGGUCAGCACCGGGCUCUGGGUUCCGGGAUCUCCAAGGUGCAGAGUCUGAAGCUAGACACAAGUGUCUGGAGUAAUGAGAUAGUGCAGUUGUUCAUUGUCUUGGGAAAUGAUCGAGCCAACCGCUUCUGGGCAGGGGCCCUGCCCCCAGGCGAGAGGCUGCAUCCAGAUACACCCCCAGGCCCUAGGGGAGAGUUCAUCUCCCAGAAGUACCGGCUGGGUCUCUUCCGGAAGCCCCACCCUCAGUAUCCAGAUCACAGCCAGCUUCUCCAGGCACUGUGUGCAGCUGUGACAGGACCCAACCUGCUGAAGAACAUGACCCAGCUUCUCUGUGUUGAAACCUCUGAGGGUGAGGAGCCGUGGUCUCCCUUGGCCCUCGAUGGCAGCUUCCCUGGUCUCCUGCCCUCAGACUCCUCCCUUGGCGUGUACAAUGAGGUGGUGGUGCCUGCCACUUACAGCAGCUUCCUGUACUGUGGUCCCAUCAGCAACAAAGCCGGACCCCCACCCCCUCGCAAGGGCCGGGAUGCUCCUUCCCGGCUGUGGUGUGUGCUAGGAGCGGCUCUGGAGAUGUUUGUGUCAGAAAGCAGCCCCGAACCCCUCAGCCUCAUUCAGCCCCAGGAUGUUGUAUGUUUGGGUGUGAGCCCUCCACCUACUGACUCAGGUGACCUUGACAGGUUCCCCUUUUCCUUUGAGCUCAUCCUCAUGGGGGGCAGGAUCCAGCAUUUUGGCACUGAUGGAGCUGACAGUCUGGAGGCCUGGGUCAGCGCUGUGGGCAAGUGGUUCUCCCCGCUGAGCUGUCACCAGCUGCUGGGCCCUGGGCUGGUGCGGCUGGGCCGCCUGUGGCUGCGGUCCCCCUCCUAUACAGCCCUGGCUCCCGGCCACUGGCUGUCAGGGUUUGGACUUCUUCGUGGUGACCACCUCUUCCUGUGUCCAGCACCGGGCCCUGGCCCUGCAGUCCCUGAGGACAUGGUACAUCUUCGGCGGCUACAGGAGAUCAGUGUAGUCUCGGCAGCUGACACCCCAGACAAGAAGGAGCAUUUGGUUCUGGUGGAGACAGGAAGGACCCUGUAUCUGCAGGGAGAGGGCCGGCUGGACUUCUCAGCAUGGAACACAGCCAUUGGGGGAGCAGCCGGUGGGGGUGGCACAGGGCUGCAGGAGCAGCAGAUGAGUAGAGGUGACAUCCCCAUCAUCGUGGAUGCCUGCAUCAGUUUUGUCACCCAGCAUGGGCUCCGGCUGGAGGGCGUGUACCGGAAAGGGGGCGCGCGUGCCCGCAGCCUGCGGCUCCUGGCUGAGUUUCGGCGGGAUGCCCGGUCGGUGAAGCUCCGACCAGGGGAGCACUUCGUGGAGGAUGUCACUGACACACUCAAACGCUUCUUUCGAGAGCUCGAUGACCCCGUGACCUCUGCACGAUUGCUGCCUCGCUGGAGGGAGGCUGCCGAGCUGCCCCAGAAGAAUCAGCGCCUGGAGAAAUACAAAGAAGUGAUUGGCUUCUUGCCAAGGGUCAACCGCCGCACACUGGCCACCCUCAUUGGGCAUCUCUAUCGGGUGCAGAAGUGUGCAGCUCUAAACCAGAUGUGCACACGGAACCUGGCCCUGCUGUUUGCACCCAGUGUGUUCCAGACGGAUGGGCGUGGGGAACACGAGGUGCGGAUACUGCAGGAACUCAUCGACGGCUAUGUCUCUGUCUUUGAUAUCGACUCUGACCAGGUAGCUCAGAUUGACUUGGAGGUCAGUCUCAUCACCACCUGGAAGGAUGUGCAGCUGUCCCAGGCUGGAGACCUCAUUAUAGAGGUUUAUAUAGAACAACAGCUCCCAGACAACUGUGUCACCCUGAAGGUAUCCCCAACACUGACUGCGGAGGAGCUGACUAACCAGGUACUGGAGAUGCGGGGGACAGCAGCUGGGACUGACUUGUGGGUGACAUUUGAGAUUCUUGAGCACGGGGAGCUUGAGCGGCCACUGCAUCCCAAGGAAAAGGUCCUGGAGCAGGCCUUACAAUGGUGCCAGCUCCCAGAGCCCUGCUCGGCCUCCUUGCUCUUGAGAAAAGUCUCCCUGGCCCAGGCCAGCUGCCUCUUUACAGGUGUCCAGCGGGAGAGCCCAAAGGUGGGGCUCUUGCGGUGUCGAGGGGAACCGCCCCGCUUGCUGGGAAACCGCUUCCAGGAGAGGUUCUUUCUGCUUCGUGGUUGCUCCCUACUGCUGCACAAAGAGAAAAAGAGCUCUAAACCAGAACGGGAGUGGUCUCUGGAAGGUGCCAAGGUCUACCUGGGGAUCCGCAAGAAGUUAAAGCCUCCAACGCCGUGGGGCUUCACAUUGAUACUGGAGAAGAUGCACCUCUACCUGUCCUGCACUGAUGAGGAUGAGAUGUGGGACUGGACCACCAGCAUCCUCAAAGCCCAGUACGAUGACCAGCAGCCAGUGGUCUUACGACGCCGUUCCUCCUCUGACCUUGCCCGUCAGAAGUUCGGCACCAUGCCUUUGCUACCCAUCCGUGGGGAUGACAGCGGGGCCACUCUCCUCUCUGCCAAUCAGACCCUGAGGCGACUUCACAAUCGGAGGACCCUGUCCAUGUUCUUUCCAAUGAAGUCAUCCCAGGGGUCUGUGGAGGAGCAAGAGGAACUGGAGGAGCCUGUGUAUGAGGAGCCAGUGUACGAGGAAGUGGGGGCCUUCCCAGAGCUGACCAAAGACACCCUCACCUCCUUCUCCACCAUGAGGGGGCAGACAGCCAAGUCAGAGAGCCCCCCCGCCAGCCAGAGGUCCUCCGAUCAGCCCCUUCUCUCCAAGACAGGCCGGGAGGAGAGGCCACCAGAGCCCCCUCCAGGUCCCCCUUCAAAGAACAGCUCCCAGGCAUAUGCAUCCUUGGAGGAGCAGCUGCUCCAGGAGCUCAGCAGCCUCAUCCUGAGGAAGGGAGAAACCACCCUAGGCCUGGGCAGCCCCUCCGAGCCCUCCAGCCCCCAGCCCCCAAGCCCCAGCAGCCACCUGACACAGACACCUGGCUUCCCCACCCCACCUCCCUGCACUUCCAGUCUACCCUCCAGCCAGCCCCUCACAUGACCAGCAGUCUGAGGGGUAGGUAACCAAAAGACCAAGCUCUCACCUUGGCAGACAUUGUUGGGAGCUUCCUCUGCCCUGGCUGGAAAGACUCUAGAAUCCAGUGUGGUACUGUGGAAGUAGCAUAGGAACUGGGGGCUCCAGAGGCUGUGUCCUGCCCAGAGAGGGGCAGGUCAUGGCCCCUCUUUGGGCCUCUGCUCACCUGUCUGUACCUUGAAUUAACUGAAAGUAGAGCAGUGAAAGUCACACUGUUUCUCAGGGCUGUAGGCCCCACAUAUGUUUCCUUCAACAAGGGCAACUCCUGCUUUAUAUAUUUGAUAUGUUGGGGUUCUGUGAGAGAUUUGGGGUUUGAAAAGAAUGGUCUUACUGCAUUAAAUUAAAAAAAGGAUUUGGAAGCCAGAGCUCUGAAUGAUCUCCAAGUCUGUCCUACUCUGCCUCCUACGUUUGGGGACUACAUUGAAGCCCAAGAGUGGAGAGGUCGACUAGAGUUGGGAGCUGGGGCAAAGACAAACCAAAAAGGAUGGGUCACUGUUAAUAAACCUUGGAACCAAAAGGCUACCAUUCUUUUAUUCAUUUAUUUGUUCAUUUGUUCACUCAACAAAUAUGUAUUGAACACCCAGUUGUUGCUAGGAGUUGGGGAUAGAGUAUGAACAAAACAAAUGGGGUCCCUGCUUUUAUGGAGCUUCCGCUGUAGAGGGGGAACAGAAAACAGAAAAUACA
Messenger RNA from Miniopterus natalensis, 5877 nucleotides. It is a transcript of the gene ARAP3, whose product is annotated as ArfGAP with RhoGAP domain, ankyrin repeat and PH domain 3. Gene Ontology annotation, molecular function: phosphatidylinositol-3,4,5-trisphosphate binding; protein binding; GTPase activator activity. The record is from RefSeq and is a predicted model, not a curated record. Gene Ontology annotation, cellular component: cytoplasm. Gene Ontology annotation, biological process: positive regulation of GTPase activity; signal transduction. NCBI's taxonomy places the organism in Eukaryota, Metazoa, Chordata, Mammalia, Chiroptera, Miniopteridae.